Adineta steineri is the source of this 258-nucleotide messenger RNA. The record is from the annotation of a GenBank genome assembly. Lineage: Eukaryota; Metazoa; Rotifera; Eurotatoria; Adinetida; Adinetidae.
AUGUCUCAAGCUGAAUUUGAUAAAGCUGCUGAAGAUGUAAAAAACUUGAGCAAAAAACCAUCGGACGAUGAUUUACUUAAACUUUAUGGUCUUUUUAAACAAGUAACUGCUGGAGAUAACAACACAAGCAAACCAGGCAUGUUUGAUCUUAAAGGCAAAUACAAAUGGGAAGCUUGGGAAGCCAACAAAGGAAAAGGCAAAGAAGAUGCUCAAAAAGCAUAUAUUGCUUUAGUUAAAGAACUUCAAGCUAAACAAUAA